AGAAGGCGGCAGAGUCCCUUUCCCCUGUAGCCUACAUUGUUCGUUAGAGCUACGUGUUUUAGUGUUUAUAUGUAGUGUUUUGGUGCCUUUUUCUCCUCUGGUUUUGUGUAUUUCUAUCUUUAUUUAUCCUGGAAAGACCAACGGAAGCAGUCAAAGAUGAGUGAGGUGGAGCUGUCAUGUCUGGCGUAUGUGAAAAUGUUCCUGCAUGCCAGCACGUUUCCCCGCUGCAGUGUGAAUGGACUGCUAUUAUCUUCCAGUCCAACAGAGGGCGCUGUAUGUGUAACAGACUGUGUUCCUCUGCUUCACUCCCACCUGCCUCUGGCUCUCACCACACAGCUUGCGCUCACACAGGUGGACGUAUGGUGUGCACAAACACAGCAGAGGAUUGUGGGAUAUUAUCAGGCUAAUGCGUGUCUAUCAGAUAGCAGUCCGACUCCGUGUGCUCUGAAAAUCGCAGAUAAGAUCGCAGAGCAGUUCAGUAAUGCUGUUUUACUGAUGAUGGAUGGUAGGAAAAUGUCUCCCAGUUAUCGUGUCCCCCCAAUAGUGAUGUAUGAACAUAAAGACUCUCGAUGGACCCUAAAAGACAAACACACAAUAAUGCUGCGUCAGUGGGAGGAAACUCGUUCGAUUGCCAACCAGUUACUGAAUUCAUGUGAUCACACGUUAUUGGUGGAUUUUGACAGCCAUUUGGAUGACAUAACAAAAGACUGGACUAAUCAGAAGCUAAAUGCUAAGAUAAUGGAGCUGGCCUCUCCGGCUAAUGGUAACAUGUAAACUGUGUACAAGCAUUAUCUGUUGAGUAAGUUAUUAUUUUAAAACAUUUUAGAAAAAUCUAAUUUACACUAAUAACACUUUUUAUAUUUGUAAAAUUUGUCUUGCUACUACAUUCAUAAAAUAUACUCUCCUUGCAAAUGUG
Molecule: messenger RNA, 916 nt
Organism: Colossoma macropomum (tambaqui)
Lineage: Eukaryota; Metazoa; Chordata; Actinopteri; Characiformes; Serrasalmidae
Gene: emc9
Product: ER membrane protein complex subunit 9
Exons: 6
Coding region: 157-774 (205 amino acids)
Cellular component (GO): EMC complex
Source: RefSeq, a predicted model, not a curated record